UCAUCCUAACAAGACCAUUAUAGAUAGGAGGGCUUCUUUUGUCUGUCUCCUCUGAAGUAGCUCUAUAAAUGCCCCUCUUUUCAGUCUGACUGUGCAGUUCAUUCACAGCUCGCCUUGGGUACCUGGAGGCAAGAGAGAAAGAGAACUACUGUAGCUAAUAGAGAAAGGAGGGAGCACAUCUACACUGCUGAGCUCUCAGAAAGCCCUCCAUAGACUUGUGCAUUUGGAUCUCUUCCUCAGAGAAGUUUGCAUGAAGAGAAGUCUCUAUUUAAGCCCAAUAAGCUCUGUACAAUGAAUUCUGACUCUAGCUCAAUGUCCAGCAGAGCCUCCUCUCCAGACAUGGAUGAGAUGUAUCUCAGAGGUCACCACCACCACCACCAUCAUCAUCACCACCACCCGGACAACCUACUCAACUCAGUCUCCUCCACUCAGAACGAUCUCAUGCAGAAGAUGACAGAUGAAGUCCUCUCCAGACACAACAAGGGAGAUGCAGAGAGCGCCAAAUACAAAAUCAAGAAACAACUAACUGAUCAGGACGUUCAGCAGCUCAGGCUAAAAAUCAAUGGCCGGGAGCGCAAAAGGAUGCACGACCUGAACCUUGCCAUGGAUGGCUUGAGGGAAGUCAUGCCCUAUGCCCAUGGGCCAUCAGUAAGGAAACUUUCCAAAAUCGCCACCUUGCUGCUUGCCAGAAACUAUAUCCUCAUGCUGACAAGCUCCUUGGAGGAGAUGAAAAGACUUGUGGGUGAGAUCUAUGGGGGUCACCAUUCAGCAUUUCACUGUGGGACAAUGGGGCAUUCUGCCACUCACCCAGUCCACCCAUCCAACACGGUCCACCAGGUGCAUCCCAUCUUGGGCACCGCACUGGCACCCAACAACUCCUCUAGCCUUUCUGCCGGUUUACCAGGGAUUGGCAGCAUCAGACCAGCGCACUCACUGCUGAAAACCCCCACCGCCCCUCCAAUGCCCCUUGGCACUGGCUUCCAGCACUGGGCAGGUCUCCCAUGCCCCUGCACUAUUUGUCAGAUGCCACCACCACCCCAGCUAUCUGCCCUCUCAAGCCAUUUGAGUAGGAUGUCUGCAGAAGCCAAGGACUUACUGAAGUAGUGUCAGCUGUACAGAGACUCCCCAUUCAGAUGAAUGACAUAUAUAAGAAUAUAUAAAUAUAAAUAUAUAUAUAUAUACGUAUAUAUUUGUGGUGAUGCAGGAAGACUCAGACAAGCAUCUCUGUUUGCAUGCAUGCUUCUUUUAUUUUCUAUACCACUGUUCAGUUAUCAUCCUCAGUUCUGUUAUCAAUGAUCAUCAAGGUAAAGGUAAUUUGGACAAUUGUAAUAUUGCUGUAUAUGUACAAUUGAUGUCAUCAUAAGAUCAUAUGGUGAGAUGUUGGACAAGUUUUCUAUGUUAUCCAUCCCAUCUUUGCAGGACUAUGACAUAACUGUAUAUUUAAUUUGUACCAGAGAACUGAAAAUAAGGCAUGCAUGCUAGGAGCUAGUCUUGUGGGUACAUUUGCCUGGCUACCAUGCAAUUUUCCUUGUAACAAGGAUUUUUUUUUUAUUAGUGAAUUCUUUGAAAUCCAAGGAGUGUCUAAUUAACUUUGUACAUUAUAGAAAAAGGCUGGACUGUAAGCAGCGUGUGUCCCCAGGUUUAGUAUAUUUCCUUACUGGUGUCCAGUAUGAAGUUGUCACUAAGGACUGCCCAGGUCCUCCUUGUCAUCAAUGCAGAGAACUAGUCCCAAUAUUCACCACUGCAGAGCUGAUCGUCUACUCACGAAUAUGGACGUGUAUUGCCCAUUGAUUUAAACGAUCUUGUCCUGUUUGUUUGUUUCCUUUUUCGUUAUUUUUUUAGUUCCUGGGCAUUUGCUUCAAACUAUUUUGUUAGGCCUCAAAGAGAGCUUGUGUCUUUAUUUUUUUAUAUUCUUGAUAAGUAUCAAAAUAUUUAUUAUGAUCCAACUUUGUUUCAAAUAAAAAAAAAACAUAUUUGGAAUUUA
Messenger RNA from Rana temporaria (common frog), 1984 nucleotides. It is a transcript of the gene OLIG3, whose product is annotated as oligodendrocyte transcription factor 3. Gene Ontology annotation, molecular function: protein dimerization activity. The transcript has a single exon. The record is from RefSeq and is a predicted model, not a curated record. Lineage: Eukaryota; Metazoa; Chordata; Amphibia; Anura; Ranidae. The coding region runs from base 292 to 1104 and encodes 270 amino acids.